Papaver somniferum (opium poppy) is the source of this 1601-nucleotide messenger RNA. Its product is annotated as F-box/kelch-repeat protein At3g06240-like. Lineage: Eukaryota; Viridiplantae; Streptophyta; Magnoliopsida; Ranunculales; Papaveraceae. Gene Ontology annotation, molecular function: protein binding. The transcript has 2 exons. The record is from RefSeq and is a predicted model, not a curated record. The coding region runs from base 203 to 928 and encodes 241 amino acids.
UGAUUUUGUAGAAUUCCCAAAAAAUUGCUUCGAUUUCUUCGGGAAGCAGAUGAUUGUUCUAAGAGCCCAAACUAUACCAACCAUCAGACAUUCGUCAUAAAUCAAUAUGGGCUCAUAGACCCGAAGGAAGAACUAGCAAAAACCUAAAUAAGAAGAAAAAAAGAAGAAGGCUAAAGAAGAAGAAGGCUAAAGAAGCAUUCAAAUGUCAAGCGUUACGGAAGAGAUCUACCUUGAAAUCCUUCUAAGGGUACCAGUGAGAUCAACAUUUACAUGUAAGUGUGUUUGCAAAACUUGGUUUUCCAUAAUAUCUAACCCUAGUUUUGUCAAGAUGCACCUUAAUCUUACUAUCCAAAGAAACAAUCCUACUCUCAUGCUUAAAGGUUGUAACGACAACAGUGAAGAUGAAUUUACUAACGCAGUUUACUCCAUUGGUUAUGAUACAUUAUUAUCGCCAGUGACUGAUAGUGCAGAUGAUGUUUUUGAAUUGGAUGAUCCAUUCAAACCCUUAGUUAAUUAUGUUAAUUUGAAAGGUUCGUGCAAUGGUCUACUUUGCUUAGGGUAUGGUAAUGAUUCUGAGGAAUUCUUUUGCCUUUGGAACCCAGCAACUAAAGAGAUCAAGAUAAUACCCAAAUCACCCACUGAGUAUGAGGAUGUACAUAGUGAGGUUUUUGAUUUUGUUUAUGACUGGAAGACUGAUGAUUACAAGUUAAUAAUACUGGUGAUCUUUGAGGGAGAUAAAGACAGAUGUUUAGUCGAUGUUUAUUCGCUAGCAUCGAAUUCAUGGAGAGUUAAUAAGCCCCCACCGCCUUAUAUGUUUCCUUUUAGGCGAGAAAUUGGGGAGAUUGUUAACGGAGCUUUGCACUGGUUAUGCAAAACGCCUGAUGGAUGCUCUACGUUAGUUAUCUCUUUGGAUGUUAGCGACGAAUAAUUUAAAGAAUUGCCACUGUCGAAAGAACUUUUGAAGGAUAAGCAUAUGCUGAUGACUGUGGGAGUGUUGGAAGGGUGCCUUUGUCUACUAGCUAAGGUUGAUAAGGUUGGUGUUGAAGUUUGGGUGAUGCAGGAUUAUGGAGUCCGUGAAUCUUGGACUAAACGUUUUAUCUUUAACCAUGAGAGGAUUGUGAAUACCAAUUAUUUGAGGCUUAUGUGAUAUUUCAAAAAUGGUCAGAUUCUACUUAAUGAUUGUGGUAAUUUAGUUAUAUAUGUCAUGAAGCAUUCAAGUGUUAGAGAACCAAACAACUUUCGUAGUUUAACAUUCUACGAUGCAGAUAAUUAUGUAGAAAGCCUAGUUUCACUCAACUCUGGUACUUAUUUGGGGAGAGAUGAAAUGGGAGAACAUGAAGAGGCCUGAGAAGAACAACACUGUUAUAUGUCAUUAGUCCUUAUUAUAUUUUUUUAUCAUGGCUGAUGUUGAUCUGCAACUGUUUUAGGGAACAGUUCGAAGAGAGAAAGUAUAAACGAGGUGAGGAGUUAAUAUUUUGCACUUGGCUUCAAUGUUUUCGUCCACCUUGUGAACCUUUUGGUAUGUACCUUGUAAGAAACUGAAACUUGUAGUCUCCAUCCAUUACAUAUUGAUGCAAUUUUCUAUUUGAAAUUUUGGUUUA